Molecule: messenger RNA, 445 nt
Organism: Periophthalmus magnuspinnatus
Lineage: Eukaryota; Metazoa; Chordata; Actinopteri; Gobiiformes; Gobiidae
Product: sarcolipin
Exons: 1
Coding region: 79-180 (33 amino acids)
Cellular component (GO): membrane
Molecular function (GO): enzyme regulator activity
Source: RefSeq, a predicted model, not a curated record
UGUUAGGUCUCAGACCAGAGGCAGUGCCUGCUCCUCCUCUGUGCCUUGGCCUUCCGCUGCCUGCAUCAGGGGAACAUCAUGGACCGCUCAGCGCAGGAGCUCUUCCUCAAUUUCAUGAUCGUCUUAAUCACUGUGCUGCUGAUGUGGCUGCUUGUCAAGACUUACCAGAUCGAAGCAUGACAGAAGACAAACCAGAAGAAGAGGGAGGAGGCAUGCAAGCACCAGUACUGUAGAACUAUGCUGCCCAAUGCUUUGAUAAAAUUGUCUUUCUGUCAAUGUCUGGUCCAAAGUAGUUUUAAGUUGGAACAGUGAUGUCUGAAACUGACAUUGCAGGGCAUGUAUUUUAUUGUGGCUUUGCGGUUCUUUACAUGUUUAAAACAAAAGCAAAAGAGAAUGGAAUGUCUUUUAAAAUGUUUUAAUUUCUGUGUAAAAUAAACAUUUCAUG